Nicotiana tabacum (common tobacco) is the source of this 1849-nucleotide messenger RNA. The record is from RefSeq and is a predicted model, not a curated record. NCBI's taxonomy places the organism in Eukaryota, Viridiplantae, Streptophyta, Magnoliopsida, Solanales, Solanaceae.
CACAUUACUACGAAAACCAAGGCUAUUUCUCCAAAUCAUUUCUUAAAUACGGCUGCUACUACUCAUCAUAAAAAACAAGACCAAACCUACUACAACACCCAAAACCCUACUACCUCUACUUCAACAGCAUCAUCCAUACCCAACCCUCUUUCACAAUAUCACCACGCCUCCAACACAGUCAACCAGAUCCAUAUCCUUAUGCCCUCAUCUACUAACACCACACCACAUUACAUCAUACCCUACCCAAUUACGAUCACCCACUCUGAUAAACUUACUCCGUCUGCUACAGGUACUCAAGUGCCAUCGGAACUCAUGAACGCUCAACAUUUUUCGGUCACCUUGUCACCGCCAAUGCAAGGUAAUGACUCAUCCAUAGCUAUAAAACCCAAUAAUCCCAUCCAUACAUCACCACAUCUGCUAUCUUCUUCACCCAACACUCCUCUUUCUACUAACAAUGCAUCGCCACUACCCUCCAAGACAUUGCCACCACAAGAACAGGAACCAUGUACCUCACAUCCAGAUCAACAACUACCACCUUUCACCUCCACACUUUCACUACCUCUCUCACAGCCCCUCCUACUGGGUGCCCCAAUAUCACCGCCACCCCCUUUCAACCUUGUACCACUACCACCACCAGAACAUCCUCUAGUGCACCUGCCGUUAAACCUUCUCUUAUUCCAGCAACAAGUCACGACAAUACUAGACCACAACGACCUACUGAUGACGUUUAUCUAGGAUGGACUACCAGACAUCCAUCAGCAGGAUCAUGCUAUGCAAAUCCUCCAUCUAUAGGAUGUUGCCGCUUUGGAACUCAACAACCAACUUACUUAAGCUCAGCAAUAUUUCCUCCACUUCAACUACUGCCGCCAACUUUGAAUAUACCCCCACUUCCAUAAUUCUAGCCCUAUUACAAUGGCCAGCCUCAACACGUAUUCCUAGAAAUGAUGCACCACGCUCCACCAUAGCUGGACAUCCCUCCGCGACCACUGACUCUGCCUCCAUCACCACCAUUAGCCACGCCAUCAUCGGACAUUGAAGACGAAGAUCAGAACCAUCAGUCUCUACAUUACACAUUUAUGGAGAGACUGAAUCUGAACAACCUCUCACUCUUUCCAUGCAAGAAAACAUCGAAAGAAGGUACUUGAUUUUGGAUCCUCCAAUGUUGGAGAUGACCUUCUUGAAUAUCCACCUCGACCCUUACUCUGUGGACCAGAAGUAUGUCAUCUUCUUGAUACCAACACUGCGUCCACCACCACUACCUCAGGAAGAGAUGGCAAACAACCAUCAACUCAUAAUGAAUUUGGCAAUGGCAUUAGUACUGGGAGGGAGCUCAUCCCCUACGACAAAUAGAUCUAUGAAGAUCAUGUUGUGGUGGAGCCGUGGCGCCAACUACCUAGAUUUUAGGCGUAACUUGCAUUUUUUGUUUAAUUGGAAUAACCCUACUAUUCUCUGUCUCAUGGAGACUAGGAUAGAGGACCAUACCUCUCUCCUCAAUGAGUUUAACUUCACUGAUCGUAUCCAAGUUUUCGCUCAAGGAUACUCUAGUGGUAUUGUCAUGCUCUGGCGCGCACAUGACCUCAUUGUUGAUCCAAUAGCAAUUACUGCUCAGGAGCUUCAUGCUUCUGUCCAGGCUGAUGCUCCGUAAUCCACAAAUCCAUGAGAUCCAACACACAUUUCGGGAGGGGAAUGGAGUUGAGGGUCAAUUGGCAUGUUUUGGCAAGCAAAGGGCUUCUGAACUACAUCAUGAUGCUAUGAUUUUUGAAACACCCCCCACUUUUAUAUUGUCUCGCUUAAUGUUUGACUUAACGGGAACUAUAAUCUCGCGUUCAGUAUCCUCUAUGUACUAGUA